Colletotrichum spaethianum is the source of this 2352-nucleotide messenger RNA. Its product is annotated as S-adenosylmethionine decarboxylase proenzyme. NCBI's taxonomy places the organism in Eukaryota, Fungi, Ascomycota, Sordariomycetes, Glomerellales, Glomerellaceae. Bases 1 to 2352 code for a protein of 783 amino acids. The transcript is spliced from 2 exons. Gene Ontology annotation, biological process: wybutosine biosynthetic process. The record is from RefSeq and is a predicted model, not a curated record. Gene Ontology annotation, molecular function: 4 iron, 4 sulfur cluster binding; catalytic activity; FMN binding.
AUGGCGUCCUCUCUUGAAUCUGCGGGGUUCAAGGACAUGCUGAACAAUGUCCACGAUGUGUGGCAGCAAGUCCGCAUCCCCGUGAUUCUGUUUACGGCUUUCGGUCUGCUCGUUCUCCGUUUCUAUCUCCACAGCACCGAGGAGAAGGGAGAGCUGAAGGCGAUCCCCAAGGCCUACAACAGAGAAAAGCCCGAGGCCAAACCUGUAGAUGAAAAGAAGGAUGUGAAGAAGGAUAUCAAGCCUAGCUCGCCGAGCCCCGCCACCGAGUCGAAAGCGCCGAAAUCGAACGGACCCAAGAGGAUAAAGGGCGGUCUGGUCAAGCGGACCGCUUCGGACUCCUCGAAUGGAGAAGCUCUGGCCCGUAAGAUAAGGCCUCUGAUCUUCUUCUCGAGCAUCACUGCAAACACGCCCAAGAUCGCAAAGGAAUACGCCGAACGCCUGGAGAAGGAGUUGCAGAAGGCCGCCACGGACACCAGCUGCUCUUUUACUACUCCCGAGGUCCUCGAUCUUGCCGAGGUUGACUUUGACGACUAUUUUAUCACCCCCCCUAAGUCGGAGGAGGACCCUGCCGACCUGUUCUACCUCUUCCUGCUGCCGAGCUACAACAUUGACACGAUCAACGACACCUUUUUAGAACACCUCCAGGAGACUCACCAUGACUUUCGUAUUGAUACUGCCCCGCUGUCUUCGCUUCUGGGAUACUCCGUGUUUGGCUUUGGUGACAGGGAGGGCUGGCCAACGGAAGAAGACGGCUUCUGUUUCCAGGCCAAGGAGGUUGAUAAGUGGAUGGCCAAACUGACGGGCCGGAAGAGAGCCUUCCCAGUUGGAAUGGGCGACACAAAGAGAGAUUACACCGAGCGGUUGUCCGAAUGGUCUGAGGGUGUCGUUGACGUACUCGGCAUGCUGGCGAAGACGGGAAGCCUAGGCGAGGGUCUUCCUGGAAGUGGCGCCCCAGAAGAGAGCGAUGACGAAUCCGCGGAAGAGGAGGACGACGAAGUCCUCAUUGAGGACUCGGAGGCCAAGCCCGAGAAGCUCAAGAAUCGCAAGAACAUCGACGAUGUCGAGGACCUGGGACGCAUCAUGAAAAGCUCCAACCCUGAGGCAGACACAAAGAGUCGUGCGGCGACAGCACCCAUCGCCGUCGACUUCACAACGUACGGCAAGACGGUGCAAAAAAAGACGCCCACGUCCGCCGCCAAGGAGAUGGUGCCCAAGAACUCGCCCACCUACGCAUCGCUCACGAAGCAGGGCUACUCCAUCGUUGGCUCACACUCGGGCGUUAAGAUCUGCCGCUGGACCAAGUCGGCCCUCCGCGGCCGCGGCUCUUGCUACAAGUACUCCUUCUACGGCAUCAACUCGCACCAGUGUAUGGAGACGACACCCUCGCUGUCAUGCUCCAACAAGUGCGUCUUUUGCUGGCGCCACGGCACGAAUCCCGUCGGCACGACCUGGCGCUGGGUUGUCGACCCUCCAGAGCUUAUCUUCGACGGCGUCAAGGCCAACCAUUACAACAAGAUCAAGAUGCUACGCGGAGUCCCCGGUGUUCGCGCCGAGAGGUUCUCUGAGGCCAUGCGCAUCCGGCAUUGCGCUCUCUCCCUCGUCGGCGAGCCCAUCUUUUACCCUUACAUCAAUGAGUUCCUCGGCAUGCUCCACGCCGAGCGAAUCUCCUCCUUCCUUGUCUGCAACGCCCAGCACCCGGACCAACUCGCCGCCCUCAAGGCCGUGACGCAGCUAUACGUCUCCAUCGAUGCCUCCAACAAGGAAUCCCUCCGCAAGAUCGACCGCCCCCUGCACCGGGACUUUUGGGAGCGCUUCCAGCGGUGUCUGGACAUCCUGAGGGAGAAGCGUUUCAAGCACCGCACCGUCUUCCGCCUGACCCUGGUUAAGGGCUUUAACGUCGACGACGAGGUCGAGGGCUACGCCCAGCUCGUGGAGAAAGGUCUGCCUUGUUUCGUCGAGAUCAAGGGUGUCACGUAUUGCGGCACCUCAACGGCGUCCAACGCUGGCCUGAGCAUGUCCAACGUCCCCUUUUACUGGGAAGUAGCGGAGUUUGUCAAGGCGCUGGAGAAGAGGCUUAAUGAGAAGGGUCUCAAGUACGGCAUCGCGGCGGAGCACGCCCACAGCUGCUGUGUCCUGCUCGCGAGUGAUCGCUUCUAUGUUGACGGCAAGUGGCACCCUCGCAUCGACUAUCAGCGCUUUUUCGAGCUGCUGGAAGAGCGUGGUCCGGACGGUGACUGGAAGCCGGAGGACUACAUGGGCGAGGCGACGCCCGAGUGGGCUACAUGGGGUAACGGCGGUUUCGACCCCAGAGACGAGAGGGUGGACAGAAAGGGCAGGAAGAUUGAAAGGUAG